Molecule: messenger RNA, 1345 nt
Organism: Mytilus trossulus (common blue mussel)
Lineage: Eukaryota; Metazoa; Mollusca; Bivalvia; Mytilida; Mytilidae
Product: BTB/POZ domain-containing protein 6-like
Exons: 2
Coding region: 10-1275 (421 amino acids)
Biological process (GO): neurogenesis
Cellular component (GO): cytosol
Molecular function (GO): protein binding
Source: RefSeq, a predicted model, not a curated record
UAGAAAAUCAUGGAAGCAACGUCUGAUUGGCAAAUAGGGAAAUCACUCUCCGAUCGAAUGAAGUAUAUGCUGAACAACCAACUGAUGUGUGACGUCACCUUCAACGUCGGAGCAGAUAAGACACCAAUCAUGGCUCAUAAGAACAUGCUGGCUAGUGCCAGUCCUGUAUUCUACAGCAUGUUUGAAGGACCACUGGCAGAGAAAGGAACUGUUGACAUAGCUGACAUAGAACCGGAAUAUUUUAAUAUGAUCUUGCAGUUUAUAUAUACAGACACGAUUACUGUCGAUUCUAAUAAUGUAAGGAACCUUUUAUAUGGAUCAGAAAAGUAUAUGCUUCAGCUGUUAAAAGACGAGUGUUGUGCAUUCUUAACCUCGAAUGUGAAUGUGGAUCAGGCAUGUGUUGUACUGCAAACAGCAUACGACUUCAACAUGGAAGACUUAAAAACAAAAGUUUUAAAUUUUAUUUUCGAAAAUGGAAGUGGAUUCCUUGAUUCCAAAGAUUUCUUACAAUUUUCAGCGGGAUGCUUAAAAUCAUUACUAAAUUCUGAUAAAUUGCGUUGCAAAGAAGAAAAUAUUUACGAGCAAAUGUUAAAGUGGGGUCAACAGAAAUGUAAAGAAAACAGUUUGCCUGCAACGGAUGUGAAUGUCAGAGAAUGUCUUGGCGAUUUGUUAUAUCUCAUACGUUUUCCAGUCAUGAGACCACAGUAUUUUACAGAAGAAGUUUCUUGCAAAGAUUUGCUUACUUCAACAGAGAUAAUAAAAGUGUAUCAACAUUUUAAUGAAAAAACAACGGAUAUAUUCCCUUCAAAUAAGCGGAGUUUUAAAAUCAAGAUUGAAAGGUGUCAAGUGAACAAGACAUCAAGUUGGAGUUGCGGAGGACCAGAUGAUUGUGUUGACUUUAAAACAUCUUUAAAUGCAAAACUUUUUUCAAUUUUUUUGUUCGGAUCGAAAACAUAUUCUGGAACUUAUAACGUAAAGAUAAAUAUCGUGUGUAGUUCUUUCAUCGUAGGUACAACACAAACAACAUUCAUGUCCAGUGCAGGUCAAGAGGUAUAUGAAAUCAUGUUGACUCUUCCUGUCAACAUACUGAGGAAUAAACAAUAUACUAUACAACUUAAUUGCACUGGACCACUAACAUUCAGUGGAAAAUCAUAUAUUCAGAAUAUAACAAAUGAAGAAGGUUUGUCUAUCAACUUUUUGCCGCCAUCCUUGCAAUCGCAAAAUGGCACAAGUGAAGUGAAAGGACAAAUUCAAGGACUUGUCUUUGAUUCGUAAUUUAUUUUCUACUUGAACUUGGAUUAACAACACAUGGACACUUACGUAUAUUUCUAUAUCUUUCGUUAUU